This is a messenger RNA of Aspergillus oryzae RIB40, 480 nucleotides long. RefSeq lists its product as uncharacterized. The transcript has 2 exons. Lineage: Eukaryota; Fungi; Ascomycota; Eurotiomycetes; Eurotiales; Aspergillaceae. Gene Ontology annotation, molecular function: catalytic activity. The record is from RefSeq and is a predicted model, not a curated record. Gene Ontology annotation, biological process: nucleoside metabolic process. The coding region runs from base 1 to 480 and encodes 159 amino acids.
AUGCGCUCAGCCCAGCGCCAGGACCAACUGCGUGACGAAUGGGAUGUAUGUUGCUUCGAGACAGAGACUGCAGGCCUGAUUAAUGACUUUCCGUGCCUUGUUAUACGCGGGAUAUGCGAUUAUUCUGAUGGGCAUCAGAACAAGGAGUGGGAGCCCUAUGCAGCUAUCACUGCGGUGGCCUAUGUGAAGGAUCUUCUGCGCGUGAUUCACCCUGAGACUGUUGAAGGGGCAGCGAAUGUGGUGGGGAGUCUUAAUGAUGUCUCACGUGCCCUGGAUAAGGGGGACUUGGAGGUAUCCCAAUUGACAACGUCCGUGGAUAAAAUCCAUGAAGAGCAGAAGAACGCAAACAUCCUAGAGAGGCUUCACCUCCAUGAUUUCAACGCCGAGCAAAGCGAAGCCUCCAGUGAAUCCCGGGAAGUAACUGGAGAGUGGUUACUCGUCCUCGUCGGCAAGCGCAAAUGCACUGGCUUUUCCCCAUGA